CGAACCUCCUCACAAACCCUCUUGGAAACCCACCACCUCCGAGCCGCCGGCCGACCGAAACAAACGAAGAGCACAACCUCUCCCCUCUACCGAUAAAGACAACCUCAAAAUGCAGCGCCAGCUCCUCGCCGCCGCGGCGCGCGCCACCCGUGCCCCGGCCACCCGCUCCACCGUCCAGCGCCGCUUCGCCAGCACCACCGACAACGCCUUCAUCAGGGAGCGCGAGGCCGCCAAGCACCACGCCGCCGGCACCACUGCCCUUUGGCGCAAGAUCUCCAUUUACGCCUGCAUCCCCGCCCUUGGCCUCGCCGCCGCCAACGCCUACGUCCUCUGGAACGAGCACUGGGAGCACUGGAGCCACCUCCCCCCUCUGGAGGAGCGCGUCGAGUACUCGUACCAGAACAUCCGCACCAAGAACUACCAAUGGGGCAACGGUGACAAGACCAUCUUCUGGAACGACAACGUCAACUACCACAACAAGGACAAGGCCUAAAUGUGCCCUGCAAGGGCAAGGAACCACGACCAGAGUGAACGUGACAUCGCCACCGUAGGGGGACGAGAGGAGCGAUCCAAUAGACUCAGGAAGACACGCCUGUUAAGGGGUAGACUAUUCUGUACAUUUUCCCUAUGUCACAGCAAUCGAGAGACUGCGGCCUUUUUCAAAAAUCCCAUCGUAGGCGCUACUCAUACACUUACCCCUCUCUACGUGAUUCACUGUCUUUUGUCCUGUUCUCCUGCCAUGCUGUCCC
This is a messenger RNA of Colletotrichum destructivum, 749 nucleotides long. RefSeq names its product Putative cytochrome c oxidase, subunit VIa. The record is from RefSeq and is a predicted model, not a curated record. Lineage: Eukaryota; Fungi; Ascomycota; Sordariomycetes; Glomerellales; Glomerellaceae. Gene Ontology annotation, cellular component: mitochondrial inner membrane. The transcript is spliced from 4 exons. Gene Ontology annotation, biological process: mitochondrial electron transport, cytochrome c to oxygen. Gene Ontology annotation, molecular function: enzyme regulator activity. The coding region runs from base 110 to 493 and encodes 127 amino acids.